Messenger RNA from Striga hermonthica, 1620 nucleotides. NCBI's taxonomy places the organism in Eukaryota, Viridiplantae, Streptophyta, Magnoliopsida, Lamiales, Orobanchaceae. The record is from the annotation of a GenBank genome assembly.
AUGAACGCCCCCAUCAUCGACCCACUACAAGGAGAUUUUCCUGAAGUAAUUGAAGAGUAUUUGGAGCAUGGAAUAAUGAAAUGCAUUGCCUUUAACAGGCGAGGAACCCUGCUUGCUGCUGGGUGCUCUGAUGGAAGCUGUGUUGUAUGGGAUUUCGAAACCAGAGGCAUCGCCAAAGUAUUGAAGGACAAGGACUUAAUUGCCGCCAUAACUAGCGUUUGCUGGUCCAAGUAUGGACACUGCAUACUCGUGUCAGCUGCAGACAAGUCCUUGACUCUAUGGGAUGUUGUCAAAGGAGAGAAAAUAGCUCGAACAACAAUACAACAAAUGCCUCUCCAGGCUCGUCUCCAUCCCGGUUCCUCCACACCAUCUAUCUGCUUGGCUUGUCCUUUCUCUUCAGCCCCUUUGAUCGUUGACUUGCGUACAUCGAUCUCUACAGUGCUCCCCGUCUCACUAUCAGACACAGGAAUUGGCUAUGGCAAUGUUAAUGGCAAUGGUAAUGGUAAUGGUGCCCUUUCAUCACGUAACAAGUUUUCGGAUGGAUCCCCUGCUUUUUCGCCUACGGCAGCGUGCUUUAACAAGCGUGGGGACUUGGUUUAUGUGGGGAAUUUUAAAGGAGAGAUACUUAUUGUAGACCACAACAGCAUGAAGAUACGUGCUUUUGUGCCCAUUGCAGGGAGUGGAGUGAUUAAAAACAUCUCGUUCAGCAGGAAUGGUCAGUAUCUCCUGACGAAUUCAAACGACAGAACUAUUAGAAUUUAUGAAAAUCUUUUACCCGUCAAAGGCGGGCUUCAAGCCCUGGAUGAACUAAGCAAACAACUUGUCGAGCAAGAUGAAAUCGAGAAGCUGAAGGGUGUCGGGUCGAGGUGCCUGGCUCUGUUUCGUGAGUUUCAAGACUCGGUCACAAGAGUGCACUGGAAAGCCCCGUGCUUUAGUGGCGAUGGUGAGUGGGUCGUUGGAGGUUCUGCAAACAAAGGAGAGCACAAGAUGUACAUAUGGGACAGGGCAGGGCAUCUCGUGAAAAUUCUCGAGGGUCCAAAAGAAGCAUUGAUAGAUCUGGCGUGGCAUCCCAUUCACCCUAUUGUUGUUUCUGUCUCCCUGACGGGCUUGGUUUAUAUUUGGGCCAAGGACUACACUGAGAAUUGGAGCGCUUUUGCCCCGGAUUUCAAGGAGCUCGAGGAAAAUGAGGAAUAUGUGGAGCGAGAAGAUGAGUUCGAUUUAGUGCCUGAAACAGAAAAAGUAAAAGAUUCUGAUAUUAAUGAAGAUGAAGAGAUUGAUAUUGUGACAGUGGAGAAAGAUUCCGUUUUUAGUGAUUCGGACAUGUCACAAGACGAAAUACGCUUCUUGUCUGCUGACCCAUGUGCUGAUGUUGUUGAGCAGCAGGACAGACAUGUUGUACGUAUUUCGAAGCAACGGGAUGACAGCCGGUCUGUAUCUCCUUUUUCAGAGGAGGCGGGGCAGAAUGGUCAUCUAACAAACAAUGAAUCCAGUCCCCUUGAAGAUGACAUGGGAGAAACACAUCCAAAGAGAAAGAGGAAGCCUUCUGAGAAAGUAGUGGAAUUUGAUGCAGAUUUCGAUGAAAAGUCAAUAUCAAAAAACAAAGCACCAGGAAAUGCAUGA